AUGCGUGUCAUUGAGCGAUUAAAUAUUGAUGGUAUGAGUGAGGAUGAAACCAAUACCCCACCUGGGGUGAUACCGAAGGUUACAAGGCGAGUUGGCCUUCCUUGGCUCAGUCCUGACAUCACUCAGUUAUUGCAUGCCAUGGAAUCCUUCAUGCCAGCUACUUAUGAAGAAAAUCUGACCGUCCCUAUUGGGAACUCAUCCCUUCCACGCAUCUUGGAGCAGAAACGCACAGCCCACAAUUCCAUUGCGAUUCAGAAGCUUCCGCGCAACUGGUAUGAUGACACCUGGUAUAAAGCCAACUCGAGUAGUGCUUGCGCAUUCCUGGGUGUUCGCAAGGCAUUUAACAUCCCACAUUUGGAGCCAUAUCAUUCUCGCUCAUAA
Suillus discolor is the source of this 381-nucleotide messenger RNA. RefSeq lists its product as uncharacterized. NCBI's taxonomy places the organism in Eukaryota, Fungi, Basidiomycota, Agaricomycetes, Boletales, Suillaceae. The transcript has a single exon. Bases 1 to 381 code for a protein of 126 amino acids. The record is from RefSeq and is a predicted model, not a curated record.